Molecule: messenger RNA, 549 nt
Organism: Homalodisca vitripennis (glassy-winged sharpshooter)
Lineage: Eukaryota; Metazoa; Arthropoda; Insecta; Hemiptera; Cicadellidae
Product: general transcription factor IIH subunit 4-like
Exons: 4
Coding region: 61-471 (136 amino acids)
Biological process (GO): nucleotide-excision repair
Cellular component (GO): transcription factor TFIIH core complex; transcription factor TFIIH holo complex
Molecular function (GO): double-stranded DNA binding; ATPase activator activity
Source: RefSeq, a predicted model, not a curated record
UUGGGAGUGUGUUACUGCACUAUAUGGUCGGAUCACAACAGCAAGAGGGCAUCUCUGUCGAUGCUGUUCGCAUUCUGCUACAAUGCUGGACUCAUGAAGAGGGACGAAGAUGAUGGAAGUCCUGUUAUCACCAGAGAGGGGUUUCAGUUCCUGCUGCUGGACACCCCAGCACAAGUUUGGUAUUUUAUCCUCCAGUACCUGGAUACUGUUGAGGCCCGAGGCCUGGACCUGGUAGAGUGUCUCACAUUUCUCUUCCAGCUCAGUUUCAGUACCUUGGGCAAGGAUUACAGCACCGAGGGUAUGAGUGAAGGCCUUCUCAUGUUUCUUCAACAUCUUCGAGAAUUUGGUCUUGUUUAUCAACGCAAGAGGAAAGAGGAAAAGGUUCUACCCUACAAGGUUGGCUUUGAACAUUGGCAUCAGGACAGACUGGGUCACCCACAGACCUGCAGCGAGAAGGUUAUAUCAUUGUAGAGACAAACUACAGAGUCUACGCGUACACAGAUUCCAAUCUGAAGGUGGCUCUCUUGGCACUUUUCUGUGAGAUGUUGU